AUGCAAAAAGCGCGUAGGCCUCACACGAAAUCGCGAUACGGCUGCGACCACUGCCGCCGGAGACGCGUCAAGUGCGACGAGCAGGGCCCGCCAUGCACCAAUUGCAUUCUGCGCCAACUCAGCAAUUGCACGUACUCGCGUGUCUUCCCGGCUUCUGCAAUCGCCAAUGCCCGUCGCUCAAGUGCUGGUCAGAGCGACGGACACUCUCGAUCCUUGAAUGGGGCCGGGGUCGCGGUGUCCAGCGCAUCGCCAACCCCGCCGCCUAAACCCCACGCAGUCGACGAACUAGAGCUGAUGCACCAAUUCACCGCGGAGACAUACCAAAGUCUUUGCGCGAGUGAAUCGGAGACGCGCAUAUGGCAGGUCGUGGUACCUCGUCUAGCCUUGAAGCACCGCUACCUAAUGCAUGGGAUUCUGGCCCUCGCAUCGCUCCAUAUCGCUACGACGCGCGACCCGCCAGACGCGUUGCCUUACGUCGACGCUGGACUGGAGUAUCAUAGUACGAGUCUGGAGCCAUUCCGGAUUGCAAUUGGGAACCUCACACCUGAGAACUGUGAUGCAGCGCUCGCGCAAUCUGUUGUCACCACGGCCAUCAGCCUGGUCCUGCCGCAGUUAACGGCCCUUCGCGACAACGCGAUGCGCAUGACGGAGAAUAUAAUUACAGUAUUUGAACUACUGCAGGGGGUUAAGAAAAUCCUGACGAUUGGGAAACGGCAAUCUUGGGUAAAUCUGGAAUUGUUCUCGAGGGGCGAGUUCUGGCAGAAGGAUCGUCUGGCCACGCUGGAUGGCGACACGAAUGCGGCAUUGGAUCAGCUGGUUGCUCUAAAAGGGGAGUACGGCUUAGGAGUCAACGACGAUGUAUUGAACCAUCUCCGGCACUGCUUUACGAAGUUCUCGUGCUCUCCAGGACCUGCGCCUGUUAUUUCUUGGCUUGCCGCUGUCGAUAAGGAGUUUGUGCAUAGCCUGCGGCAAGGAAAGUCGUUUUCCAUGCUGGUCCUGGCAUACUGGGGUAUUCUCCUGGGUGAACUUGAUGGAAAGCGGUGGUGGGCAAGGAACUCUGGCCGCGCUCUGGUGUCCGAGUUGAUAGCGAGUUUGGGAACCCAAGGUACUCUAUGGGACGGAUGCCUAGGCUGGGUGCAGCGGAAAUUAGCCCAGGGUCCCGGGGUGUCUGCACAGUCUAUAUGUGAAGGUAGUCCAAACGCAGCUGCACAAAUAUAA
Aspergillus puulaauensis is the source of this 1218-nucleotide messenger RNA. Its product is annotated as Zn(II)2Cys6 transcription factor. Lineage: Eukaryota; Fungi; Ascomycota; Eurotiomycetes; Eurotiales; Aspergillaceae. The transcript has a single exon. The record is from RefSeq and is a predicted model, not a curated record. Gene Ontology annotation, biological process: regulation of transcription by RNA polymerase II. Gene Ontology annotation, molecular function: zinc ion binding; DNA-binding transcription activator activity, RNA polymerase II-specific. Bases 1 to 1218 code for a protein of 405 amino acids.